This is a messenger RNA of Tripterygium wilfordii, 2464 nucleotides long. RefSeq lists its product as uncharacterized. The coding region runs from base 519 to 2126 and encodes 535 amino acids. Gene Ontology annotation, cellular component: nucleus. Gene Ontology annotation, biological process: DNA repair; DNA recombination; DNA replication. The record is from RefSeq and is a predicted model, not a curated record. Lineage: Eukaryota; Viridiplantae; Streptophyta; Magnoliopsida; Celastrales; Celastraceae. The transcript is spliced from 13 exons. Gene Ontology annotation, molecular function: DNA binding.
GUGGAAAUGAGAUGUGGACCGUUUGAUCAGGAAGGAUAUUUUGGAGAGAGUAAAUGCUGUGUAGAGCAGUCUUGCGUGCAGGCAUCAUUUCGCACGUUUCCACUGGAACUUUGACCUUCACCAUGAUUAUUUUCCUCCCUUUUUACUGUGGCUAAGUUCUCUCUGGGUUUUCCUUUGCUUCUCAUUGUCGUCGAUCGUGGGUCAUCAUUGCGCGUCUUCCAGUUUGUCAGUGUUUCUCUGUUUAUCGGCCUUUUGGGUUGUCUGCUGACGUCUUCCGACCGUAUUUGUUCUCUGCGCGAUGCCGUAUUUAUGGGAUCCUCUUUGUGGUGUUCGUUCAUCUUUGUUUGUUAUUUGUUUCGCGUUCGCUCUUCCUGUUAUUGCUAUUGUCUUUGGUGGUGCUGAAAUUUGGAUUGGUUCCCGUGGUUCUGUUGGUUUCCUUAUAGGUGUGGGUAUCGUCUUUCUUUGCGUUUUUUGGGAGCUUUGCGUCUGGGUUUCUGUGAUUUUCAGUGAGGAGAAAAAUGGACAAUGAAAAGUACCAUUUUUUGUCAGAUUUAACAAUGGAUGAUAAAGAUUGGAGGAUCAGGGUUCGUAUCAGCAGGGUUUGGAACACCAUAGUCCCCACAGCAAAUGAUCUUUUGUUGAGCCAUGAUUACCUCUUCACUGAUGAGGAGGGAAUGACAAUGCAAGCAACCAUUAAAAAGAACACCGCAUCAGAUUUGCGUGCACAGCUCAUUGAGGGAGAUAUUUACUGCAUUAUGAACUUUGUCGUUGUGCAAAGUAAUAAAAAAUAUCGCAUAUGUGAAUCGGAACAGAUGAUACGCCUUGGAAAGUGGACUAGGGUUCAACAACUUACGUUGGCACAGCAUCUUAUACCUGUUGAUGCCUUCAAAUUCAUAGAACAUGGCCUUCUUAUGGACAGGGUUAAUGAUGAUACAUCAUUGACAGAUUUUAUCGGGAAGUUAGUUUCAGUGACAGAGCUUAGCAAGAUCCCAAUCAAUGGAAGAGUGUCAGAGAAAAAAAAUCUCAUCAUCCAGGAUAAAGAGAUGAAUGAGGUGAAUGUAACAAUCUGGGGUGAUAUAGCGUAUGGACUCGACGAACAAAGAGUUAAAGAAGAAUCAAAGGAAGGAGCUAUUAUUAUGAUUCUAACAUCCAUGACAGUUAGACGAUAUGAAGGAAAACCUUCCCUUUCAAGCACGUCUGCAACAAAGAUAUAUGUCAAUCUUAACAUACCAGAGGUGUUGUUGUUCAGAAACAGUUCUGCUCCACCAUUUGAAGUGAUCAUCCAUCCCUCUUCAAUGCGAGCUUCUUCAUCGCCCGUGAUUCAUAAGGUUACCAUCAAGGAAUUGUUGGCAGUGUACAAUCAUCGUCAGAAACAGGGAGGCAAGUACUCAUGUAAAGCCAAAAUUAAUGGAAUACACACCAAUGAUGGUUGGUGGUACAAUGGCUGUCCCAAAUGCCAGAUUGGCGUGAAUUACAAUGGAUCACAGGUUUGGUGUGAGCAAUGUGGAAUCCUUAGAGAGUCUCCAAUUCCAUGUUACAAGCUCUUCUUUGUUGUUGAGGAUGAAACUGGCAAUACCAUAUUCAGUUUGCUUGGUGAUCAGGCUGAUGCAUUCAUCCAGAUCCCUGCAAAGACAGUUAUAAAUGUGUCCGAUGAGAAGAGUUCACCACCACCUGCCAGUAUCAUGAGAGUCUGUGGAACAGAGCAUAUUUUCCAGGUCAUUUGUGUUAGGCCCUUAUCUGGAAAUAUGCCAUGUUUUAAGAUAUUACAUAUCAUGCGUGGUUCCAAAGAUGACUCUGUCCCAUAUUUUUUUGGAGGUUAUGAACGUGAGGCCGGUAAAUCAAAAGAACAGGAUUUAUCUCUUUCUAUGGGAAAAAUUAAAGAAUCUACGCUAAAAAGACAUCUACCAGUACAGGAGAUCUGUCCAUCAACCCCAAGUCCCUUGAAGAAUAAGGAGAGACAUCUUGGAGAACUGAAAAAGGACAAAUCCAGGUCAAGAUCAAAUAACGCAUGUCCAGAUCCAAUAGAUGAUGACCUUUCUCUUAGUGCAUCACUGAAGAAAAUGAGAUCCAGUACUUCCAGAAACAAAAAGGGCUUUGGAAUUACGCAAGAUCAAGUUGAUACCUGAUGGUAUUCCAUUUAAGAUGAGUGUGUUCAUUUUCCUACCAUGAAUUAAAGAACGGCUCACGCUCAAAAAAUCUUAUAUGGCUUCCUCCUUGAAGAUUUUGUUUGGGAAUGGAUAGAUGAGUGCAAGAUGAUCCAUCGUUUUUGAGGAAACACACCAAAAAAAAUCAUGACAAACUAUAUUUUGACUAAAACAUUAAUUUUGGUAAUAUAUUUUGCUGCUAGAUCGUUUGUCAAUUAUAUUUUGCACAAUUUUGUAUUUACCAUAUUCUUCUGGAUAUGUUAAACUCAGUUUUUGGUGUUCAUGCAUCUUAAAUAAUGAAGAUAUGUGUGACUUUAAAA